UUCUUAUUAAUAUCUCCUCCUUAAAUGAUUCCACAGUAGAAUUAUGAAUGAAACCAUAUAUUUCAAUCAAGUUGGCAGCUCGCGGAUCAUAAUAAAAACAAAACGUGCAACCGGUGAGAGAAAUGCCGCCCAAAUCAAAUAGUAAGAAAAAUCAGGCCAGUUGGUUUCACUGCGAAACUUGCGGAGCUCAUAUUCCCUCCAAGGCGAGGGACAAUCAUGAGGAAAUAUGCCCCACUCUUAGUCAGGGCGAGAUUGACCCAAAUUCCACGGCGGAGUUUGUGCGAAGUGGGGUCCUCUAUACCACAAGCGUCCAGCAGCGAAACUUUGAAGUGGAUUCCCUCAAGGAUCUACCUCUCAAGUACACCAACAUGAUCAUCUUCCUCUCCGAGGGAGCUAUGCAACUGGCGCAGCUACAUAUCGGUCAGCACGUGGUUAUUCAGGCGUUGGCGACGGAAGAGCCACCUUUGGUAAGGAUCGUAUGGCCAAUUCCGGAGCAGUUCCUUUCCACCAUCUUUGUGAACGAUGCGGACUUCAAAUUCCAUUGGACCUCACUGCGGGGAAAACUCUUGAAAAUAUGCGCCCUGGACACGAGUCGACUUAUAGCCGCUUCCAGCAUCUCACUUCGUCAGAUGAACAGCAAAGAGGCACCUUUGCGCGCAGAACAGCUUCAGGACGCUACCCACAUAGUGAAAAAGGACAUUGUGAACCAUAUCUAUUGCGUGGGCAGUCGAAUUCGUACAAAUUUCUUCAACAAAUCGCUGACUUUCGCUUUCGAGCACUGGCAAAGUUCUGUGGAGGAAACUUUGUCGAAUCUUAGUCUGGAAUCCAAGCCCCUAACUUUUGUACAGGUCACUAAUGUCACGAAGCUCCAAUUGGUAAAUGGAGCUGAGGAACAUCCUCAGGAGAAACAGCCGAGCAGUAGUCGCAUCACGAAGUCCCAAAUCGGUGGCCUAGACAGACACUUGCAGCUGGUUGAGGAAAGCAUGGAGUAUGCUUUGGGUUUCAGGAAAUUACCAGCAGGCCUUAAGGUUUCCCGUGGAAUGCUACUCUAUGGGGCUACCGGCUGCGGAAAGUCCAUGAUCCUGGAGGCCAUGUCCUCGGUGGCCGAGGAACGCAGCCACGGGCACAUCAAACUGAUACCCAUCAAUAGCUGCGAAGUGUAUAGCAAAUUCCUUGGCGAAACGGAAAAGAGACUGGCUGAAAUUUUUGAACUGGCAUACAAUCACUAUCCGCAUCCCACUCUCCUGCUGAUUGAGGACAUCCACAACCUGUGUCCCAAGCAAGAACCCACUGACUUGGUCAAGCGCGUCUCGCUCUCCUUUCUUUCCCUUCUGGAUCAGCUGAAUAGUCCCCGGAAUCUAAAGGGAAGUAAAACUUUUGUGUUGGCGACAAGCUCGCAGAUUGAGGCACUGCAUCCGAGUAUACGAAGAGCUGGUCGGUUGGACAGCGAAGUUGAGCUAGGGGCGCCUAGUCCCACAGCCAGAAAGGACAUCAUCAAGUGUCUGACGUCUUCAGUACAAAACAUACUAGGUGAAGAGGAUCUGGAGCACAUGGCGUCCAUAACUCACGGCUACGUAGGAGCGGAUUUGGCGAAUUUGGUUUAUGCAGGAAUGCUAAAUGCUCACCCGAAUCCCCUGCAGCUCCAGCAUCUUCAGGCAGCCUUGACACGCAUCAAGCCCUCAGCCAUGCGAGAGGUACUAAUUGAGUGCCCCAAUGUGCAGUGGUCGGAUAUCGGGGGUCAGUCCGAGCUCCGUUUGGCGAUGCAGCAGGCGAUUGAGUGGCCGCUGCUCCACGCGGAAAAGUUCCAGCGAUUGGGCAUCAAGCCACCCAGAGGAAUCCUUAUGUUCGGCCCACCAGGCUGUUCGAAAACAAUGAUAGCCAAAGCCCUGGCCACGGAGAGCAAACUAAACUUCCUGUCCAUCAAAGGGCCGGAACUCUUCUCGAUGUGGGUGGGUGAGUCUGAGAGGGCGGUGCGGGAGGUGUUCCGGAGAGCUCGUCAGGUGGCUCCUGCCAUAGUUUUCUUUGAUGAAAUUGACGCUAUCGGUGGGGAGAGAGCGGACGGUGAUUCAGGGUCGUCCUCGGUGAAGGAACGCGUCCUGACGCAGUUGCUCACCGAAAUGGAUGGCGUGGAGGCCCUGCAGAACGUAACCAUUGUGGCGGCCACCAAUCGACCUGAUAUGAUCGACAAGGCUCUCCUCCGUCCGGGAAGAAUCGAUCGGAUUCUCUACGUCGGAUUGCCGAAAGCCGAAGCCCGCCGGGAAAUCCUGAAGAUCAAACUGCGAGCAAUGCCUCUAGCCGAUGGAGUGGACAUGGAGAAGUUGGUGCAACUAACGGAUGGAUAUUCUGGUGCGGAGAUUCAGGCCGUGUGUCAUGAGGCAGCACUGAGGGCUCUGGAGCAGAGCUUUGAGGCGGAGCAUGUUCAGUGGGCGGACUUCGAGCAUGCCCUCAAGGCGGUGCCACCAAGGACCAGUCCGGAACUGUUGAAACUCUACGAAGAUUAUCUGAAAAGGUAAACGGUCUUUAUAAGAAAUAGAAGUUAUAUGUGAUUGUAAAUAUUUUUAAUAAUACUUUGUCUAAUAGAACUUUAAAAAUUGUAUAAUAUAAAUCACAAGUCUUCUGAUUCUAAAUCAACAAGGCAAUGUCAGGCAAUAUUAAGAUAUAUAGGCUGCGUAGUUGGUUUAGAACAUCCCCUGGCUAUAAUUUAGUGUCCAGAGAUUAGGCCGAAAUGAUAAGAAACCCCCAAUGCCAGUAAUCAGGGAACUGCUUGAUUUUCAUUUGUAUUCUACUCCACUUCAGCUUUUAAUUUUAAAUAAAAUUCCGGCAUGGAAUUCGUUUAUAAAUCAUGUGUCGAAACAAUGUGUUCUCAAAAAAUUUGAUGCGUCAGUUAAUUGGAAAUAAAUUAAUUUCGAGCAACUGAAAUUUCUCAACUAAUAAAGGGGCUUUCUCGAAUCUUAACACAAGUGGAGAACUGUUAAGUCUUGUUGUUGGGGAAAUCAAUUCUUUUUACUCGAAAAAUAUACUCUCGACGGUCUCAGAUCUGAGAGCCGAUAUAGAAUUCAAUUUUAAGAAAAAUUGUUUGUUUCACGGUCCACUAAGGUCAUACAGUGUUGACAAAAAUUUAAGAUUUAUGAUGAAAUAAAUGUUAAUUUUUAAUCUUUUUUUUCACAAAAAUAAAGUAAAACUAUGUCUUUUUUCAAA
Molecule: messenger RNA, 3198 nt
Organism: Drosophila ananassae
Lineage: Eukaryota; Metazoa; Arthropoda; Insecta; Diptera; Drosophilidae
Product: ATPase family protein 2 homolog
Exons: 3
Coding region: 123-2513 (796 amino acids)
Cellular component (GO): cytoplasm
Molecular function (GO): ATP binding; ATP hydrolysis activity
Source: RefSeq, a predicted model, not a curated record